Molecule: messenger RNA, 2604 nt
Organism: Haliotis rufescens (red abalone)
Lineage: Eukaryota; Metazoa; Mollusca; Gastropoda; Lepetellida; Haliotidae
Exons: 5
Coding region: 189-1463 (424 amino acids)
Source: RefSeq, a predicted model, not a curated record
CAUGCGCACAUGUGUGGGAGUACGAUACAGUGAUCGAUAUCUUUGGAUUGGAGGCAGCGACAAUCUCGUGCUGUGGAGGAGGUUAGCGGUGUUGGUUCUUCAACCAGGAUCCUUUCUACUGAGGGGUUUGGGCGAUACAUACAACAUAGAAGAAUCUAAGUAAACCGCUGUCUCAGUCGUCUGCCGCCAUGAUGAGAAGCCUCUCCGUCCUGGGGGUCAGUCUCGUUCUGGUGUGUGCCUUGGUGUCGUCUGCUCCCGUAGAAAAGGCCCCGGAACUAGCUGCUGGUGAAAAUAUUGAAGUUGCCAAGCGCGACCAGGAGGCGAUCCUGUUCGGCAACCAACAGAACGACCCUCGUUUAAAAAAGAAGAAGAGUGAUCCCGCCGUCCCCGUCAUAGCAGACGACAGUAGCUUAGAUAAACAGGGCUCCGUCAUCGCAGUACCCGCUAAACAGGAAGACUUCAUCCCCGAAGAGCAUCAGGUAGCCGGCAGCGCCCAGGAGCAGACGGCAGUGGAAGCAGACGACAAUCAAGAACAGGAACAGGUUGCGCCGGUUGUUCCCGUCAUUACACAACAGCUGCCAGAAGGCCCGGUUGGCGAUGCAGGCAGCGAGGUUGACGCUGACUCUGUGGAGGAAGAACUGAAGGACAUAUUGGCCGACAGCAAUGAGGGGGAAGGUCCUGUUGGGGCUCCUGUUGACGAUGUGCCGGCUGAGGAGGAAGAGGUGGAAUCUGAGGAGGAGGGUGAAGGUGCUGAGCAGACAGACGACUCAGAAGGUACAGCUGUGGCUCAAGCUGACAACGAUGUGAACACGCCGCUCCUGGACCUAUACUAUUACAUGAGGGAAAAUGAGAAGGGACGCAACAAUGACCCCCCACAGCAAGACUACUACCCCUACGAUCUCAGUUACUACCCCUACCGCCGUCGUCGCAGCUCGAGACGUAGCCGUGCCAUCACAGAGGGGGACAUGAUACACAACGAGGUGAAGCGCUCCAAGAGGAUCAAGCGAGACCUCCUGGACGAUAUAGACGCUUACUCCUACGGAGAUGAAGAAGGCUACCCCCAACAGCUCACCGCGGAGGAUCUGUACGAGCUGUACCGUCCUGAGCCGAGGUACGAAGACGAGGUGGCCACCCUAUUAGACAUGUACCAGCAGGCACCCCAGGUGGCAGCCUACGAGCCGUACGAGCGGUACCCAGUGGAAGAGUCCUACCCUGAGACAUACGAGGAGGUGGAGCAGCAGGAGGAGCCGGAGUACGUGCCCAGCAAACGCCAGAUGAUGAGCAACCUGCCAGGCAUCAGGAAGAGGUACUUCUAUCCCUUCAGCCGGGAGCCCCAAACACACUGGGGAGCCUUCAUCCCUCAACAGAAACGGGACUAUGAGCAGGCCUAUAAAAGACUCUUGGCCCUCGCCAGUGCGCUGUCUGAAGAUUCCCCAUACUACGAGGAGUACAGGAAAAAAUAAAGCUUCAAUUUGAUAGGAAGAUCGAAGUUGGGAAGACAGAGUAACUUCUAUCAAACUGUACUUUAACAUCUGGAGAAACACGUCUCGUGACGUAUCUGUGAUCUCACCGUCUCUCGGUACGGACGAGAUGUGAACACCGGAUGUGAUGUGUCUUGUCACGUGUUGUACAAAGACGUUCAUGGCUGUGGCAAGUCUGCGAAAAGGAAUAUUUAGGAAAACGUGAAAUAUAUUUAUUGAAAGGGACUAAAUACAAAUUAUCUCCAUACAUGAAUAGACAACAACCAAUUUAUUUUUCUGUGGAUGUGCAAUGUUGUAGAAAUGUAAAAUUAUCUCGUGCUAGAUUGUGCAUAAUGUUUAGUGUUUAUUCCAUCCCCACGAUCUGGUAUCCCACUCGCUUAAUUUUCUUCCCCGUGAUCUCGAUGUUACAUGCAUCACUGAAAUGAAACAUAACCCUAAACCAAACUUGUUUACACAUUUCUCUGAGUAAAAAGAAAAGUAAUAAUCUGUUGACGUGUGAACAAUUUUGGUUUUUCGAUGUGACUCCCUAUUGGUGUAUGUGCGUGUUGGUAUGACGAUAAAGAGCUCGACGGUUUUAGGAAAUGUCCAUAUAUGGUAGCUGUAUCAUAUCACUCGGCACUUUCCGUAGCAGUCGUUUACGGAAAGAGCCGAGACAACAUAUCCUCACGCAAAUAUUAUGUUCUGAAGUAUUUUAAAAAUCAUAUUUAUUUUAGAGAAUAUCACUUUAAAUGCCUCUGCUGAAUCAAUAUGAGAUGUACUGUAUGUACGACCCACCAACCUACUGCUCUAGCUGCUCGCAGUAUAUUCACACGUUUGGAGUGAUGAAACAUGGACGCUUUAUCUGGAGGAUAACAUAUAUUUCUAAGUUCAAUUUUUCAUUAGGAACUCCAAAACAUUUAUCAUUAUUUUUGCAUAUAAACCAUCUUUACUAUAUAAGGGUCACAAGUACAUCUAUAUAUUCAACAUAUUGCUCAUCAAAUUACACCUUUAACCAAUCACAUCCAUCGCUAUUGCCAAAAUAUCAAACUGUGUGAUUUCCCACCGUAACCAUGGCUACCAAAGGUUGUGAUGUUAAAGGGAUGUGUCUCGUUAUUUGCUGACGUCAAUAAAUUUAAAAUGCCUA